Messenger RNA from Euleptes europaea (tarantolino), 2105 nucleotides. It is a transcript of the gene SLC9A9, whose product is annotated as solute carrier family 9 member A9. Bases 14 to 1930 code for a protein of 638 amino acids. Gene Ontology annotation, cellular component: recycling endosome; membrane. The transcript is spliced from 17 exons. The record is from RefSeq and is a predicted model, not a curated record. Gene Ontology annotation, biological process: regulation of pH; sodium ion transport; proton transmembrane transport. Lineage: Eukaryota; Metazoa; Chordata; Lepidosauria; Squamata; Sphaerodactylidae. Gene Ontology annotation, molecular function: sodium:proton antiporter activity.
AAACAGAGAUGAAAUGGAGAAGUCAAGGAAACUGGGAUCAGUGAAAGAUGAGGACCAGCAUUAUCAUCAGGGUGCGGUGGAGCUGCUGGUCUUUAACUUUUUGCUCAUCCUCACCAUACUAACCAUUUGGCUGUUUAAAAAUCACCGAUUCCGCUUUCUGCACGAAACGGGAGGCGCCAUGGUCUAUGGUCUCAUCAUGGGAUUAAUUCUGCGGUAUGCAACGGCACCGUCUGAUCUUGAGAAUGGAACUGUCUACGAUUGUGAGCAGCUCAAAGUUGGCCCACCCACUCUGCUUGUUAAUAUCACAAAUCAAGUCUAUGAGUAUCAAUACAAAAGGGAAAUCAGCCGGCAUAACGUCAACGCACACCAAGGCAAUGUGAUGCUACAAAAGAUGACCUUUGAUCCUUCAAUCUUCUUCAACGUUUUACUACCUCCUAUUAUAUUUCAUGCUGGAUACAGUUUAAAGAAAAGACAUUUUUUUCGCAACUUGGGAUCAGUACUAACAUAUGCCUUCUUGGGGACUGCAAUUUCUUGUAUAGUGAUAGGGUUGAUAAUGUAUGGUUUUGUAAAAGCCAUGGUCCAUCUCAGGCAGCUGAAGAGUGAAGACUUUCACUUCACUGACUGUUUGUUCUUCGGUUCUUUGAUGUCUGCUACAGAUCCAGUGACAGUCCUGGCUAUUUUCCAUGAGCUCCAUGUCGACACAGAUCUCUACACACUCCUUUUUGGCGAGAGUGUCCUAAAUGAUGCUGUGGCCAUAGUUCUUACAUACUCAAUAUCAAUUUACAGCCCCAAGGAGAACCCCAACGCUUUUGAUGCUGCUGCCUUCUUCCAGUCAGUGGGGAAUUUUCUCGGGAUCUUUGCUGGAUCAUUCGCUAUGGGGUCUGCCUACGCUGUUGUCACGGCUUUAUUGACAAAGUUUACCAAGCUGUGCGAGUUCCCUAUGUUGGAAACAGGUCUCUUUUUCCUUUUGUCUUGGAGUGCCUUCUUGUCUGCUGAAGCUGCCGGUCUUACAGGAAUAGUGGCAGUCCUUUUUUGUGGAGUCACACAGGCCCAUUAUACUUACAACAAUCUGUCAGCAGACUCCAAAAUGAGAACUAAACAGAUGUUUGAGUUCAUGAACUUCUUGGCUGAGAAUGUUAUCUUCUGCUACAUGGGAUUAGCACUGUUUACUUUCCAAAAUCACAUCUUCAAUGGAUUGUUUAUAUUUGGAGCAUUUGCAGCAGUUUUCAUAGCAAGAGCUUGCAACAUAUAUCCACUUUCCUUUAUUCUCAAUUUGGGCCGAAAACAAAAGAUUCCCAGAAAUUUUCAGCAUAUGAUGAUGUUCUCAGGUUUACGCGGUGCAAUAGCAUUUGCUCUGGCAAUACGGGACACAGAGUCGCAGCCUAAGCAAAUGAUGUUUACAACAACUUUACUCAUUGUGUUCUUCACAGUCUGGGUGUUUGGAGGGGGCACUACACCGAUGCUUACAUGGCUCCAAAUCAGGGUUGGUGUUGAUCCAGAUGAGGAUCUGAAGACAGAAAUUGCCUAUCACCAGACUGCAAAUAACCUGGAUAAAAAUACAACCAAAGCAGAAAGUGCCUGGCUCUUCAGAAUAUGGUACGGUUUUGAUCAUAAAUAUUUGAAACCCAUUCUCACCCAUGCUGGGCCACCACUUACUACAACUUUGCCAGAAUGGUGUAAUCCUGUCGCCAGAUUGUUGACUAGCCCUAGAGCAUACGGGGAGCAACUGAAGGAUGAUGACAUGGACUUUAUUGUCAAUAACGACGAACUGGCAAUAAAUUGUGCAACCUCAGACUCUUCUCCGAUGCCAGCACAGAGCUUGGGAGAUGCACCCCACCCUCUGGGCAAAGAAAACAUUUAUGAAGGGGACCUUGGCUUAGGAGGGUAUGAACUCAAAUCUGAAUCUACUCCAGGGGAAUCCUCAGCCUGAAGUCCAGUGAAAAUCUACAUGACAAGAAGCACAAGGAGGAAUGCAAGCCAUGCUUAUUCUGCAAAGUUAAGCAAGAAGCUCAAAAUGUAUUAUGGGCAUAAACUGAAAAGAAGUACAACUUUGCUGAAUCUGUCCCUGAAGCCUGCAGCAAUGAGAAUUUAUUACCAUCCCAUAU